UUCUCUUAAUCAAACGGAUUAACAGCGUGAUUAAUAGACAUCAGAUCCGCACUUCAUUAAUUACAUUUUGGGAAUGCAUGGGGGGUAAAACGGUCAGUUAACCAUGUUGACGGAAACUGAGACUUUCGAAGAGCACUAAUCGCGCGGUUCGAGGGGAAGGGUAUGAGGGUAAAUUAAGGGUGAGUGUAGGGGGUGUUUAAGGGAGUAGAAAUCUUCCCGUCAAGUAAAGACGUGCUCUUCCAUCUCCGACGGUCGCGCUUCGAAUAAAACCAUGACUCGCUCCGCCUCGCUUUCUCGCCUUGUCGCCCCUUUUCGCCUCUAAUCCUCUCUCCCUCUCGCACCUUUGUGAGCCCUAAUUUUGAGUGCCAAGAAGGCCAGCGAUGGAGGCAGCGGAUCACUUCCACGGCGGCUUCUGCCGCGCUGGGAACACGCAUUGCAGCCCAGAGAAGAAGGCCGGCGGUGGCGGAGGAGGAGGAGCGGGGGACCCGUUCGUCGUGGAGGACCUGCUCGACUUCUCCAACGAGGAGGAGGAGGAGGAUAAGGCCGAGGUACUCGCCGGUGGCCGGGAGGACGACGGCGCGGCCGGCGGCAACUCCACGGACUCCUCCACCGUCACCUCCGUGGACAGCUGCAGCAACUCCCUCUUCGGCCUGGAGCCGUACUUCUCCGGCGACCUCUGCCAGCCGCUGUACGACGAGCUGGCCGAGCUCGAAUGGCUGUCCAACUUCGUUGAGGAGUCCUCCAGCGAAGACCUCCACAAGCUUCACCUCGUCUCCGGCGUCAUUCCCACCGCCUCUUCGUGCACCACGGGCGCCGCCAACCGAGCGGAGGUAUCGCAUGACGGUGGCCGCGCCGACCAGGUGGCUCACUUUCGCACCGAAGCACCCGUCCCCGGCAAGGCGCGGAGCAAGCGCUCCCGCAGCGCCCCCUGCAGCUGGUCCUCACGGCUGCUCGUGCUCUCCUCGUCCCCGGAAUCGGAGUUCGUCGGAUCCCCCUGCGGCGGUGGCGGCAAGAAGGCCGUGAAGAAGAAGGACCCGCCAGCGGACCCCGGCAUGGCGGUGACGGACGGGCGGAAGUGCCUCCACUGCCAGACCGACAAGACGCCGCAGUGGCGGACGGGGCCGAUGGGUCCCAAGACGCUGUGCAACGCCUGCGGGGUCCGCUACAAGUCCGGCCGCCUAGUGCCGGAGUACCGCCCCGCGGCCAGCCCCACCUUCGUGGUCUCCAAGCACUCCAACUCCCACCGCAAGGUGCUCGAGCUCCGCCGGCAGAAGAUACUCCGGCACCAGCUCCAUCAGUCCGCCGCUCCCUUCGACGGACCGUCCAAUUUCUUGAUCCCCGGCCCCAAGAUCCGACAUCUCAUCUAAUUCUGAGAGUUUUCAUAGGUGUUGUGUUAAUAUUUGGAGGAAUUUAGGCUCCUUUACGUGUCUCUUUCUCCAAGCAGCAGUUCAUAUUUGUGUUCUAAUUUCACUAAUCUGAACUCAGAAAUCGAUGUUAUAACUAAA
Musa acuminata AAA Group (dessert banana) is the source of this 1505-nucleotide messenger RNA. RefSeq names its product GATA transcription factor 9-like. Gene Ontology annotation, biological process: positive regulation of DNA-templated transcription; cell differentiation. Bases 381 to 1367 code for a protein of 328 amino acids. Lineage: Eukaryota; Viridiplantae; Streptophyta; Magnoliopsida; Zingiberales; Musaceae. Gene Ontology annotation, molecular function: zinc ion binding; sequence-specific DNA binding. The transcript is spliced from 2 exons. Gene Ontology annotation, cellular component: nucleus. The record is from RefSeq and is a predicted model, not a curated record.